CCAGAGCCCCCCGGGCUGUUCACAGCUCAGGCUUCCUGCAGCCACAGGCUCUCCACGCGCCACCGUCCUUGCAGGCGAAUCGGAUCACGUGACCGCGUUUCUGGGGGUUCGCGUUGCCCUAAGGCUGGGGCCUCAGCGAGGGCCUGGAUGGAGGAAGGAGCCUCGCUGGGGACUGUGGGCGCCCCUCCGGGGCGUCUCUGCUUUGCUCCCGAGUCCGUGCAAGGGGCUCUUUCAUCGGUUCUGCGCAGGGAGCCAGGUUCAAGCUCGGAGCCAAGUGAAAGUUGUCGCUGUUGAUGCAGAGCUGAAUGUGUUCUAUGAGGACAGUGUGCAUUUUGACAGAGACCUUCUAGAAUUUGGGACUCAGGGUGGCGUUCACGUUCACGAGGACGGGCUGACCGUGACCUCUCCGGUCCUGAUGUGGGUCCAGGCUUUGGACAUCAUCUUGGAGCGGAUGAAGUCCUCAGGCUUUGACUUCUCUCAGGUCCUCGCCCUGUCCGGGGCCGGCCAGGAGGUGAGGGCGUGUAGCCCGCGAACACGUGCUUGGCUUCUCUCUCACCAGCAACACGGAAGCGUGUACUGGAAGGCAGGGGCCAGCCAGGUGCUGACAAGCCUGUCGCCAGACCUCCCGCUGCAUAAGCAGCUGCAGGCCUGCUUCUCUGUCCGCGACAGCCCAGUGUGGAUGGACGCCAGCACCGCAGCCCAGUGCCGCCGGCUGGAGGCCGCCGUGGGCGGCGCACGGGCUCUCAGCCGCCUCACCGGCUCCCGGGCCUACGAGCGAUUCACGGGAAACCAAAUCGCGAAGAUUUACCAGCAGCACCCCGAGGCCUACUCACGCUCGGAGAGAAUUUCUUUGGUCAGUAGCUUUGCGGCCUCCCUAUUCCUUGGGUCGUACUCCCCUAUCGACUGCAGUGACGGUUCUGGGAUGAACUUGUUGCAGAUCCAGGACAAAGUGUGGUCGCGGGUCUGCCUUGCCGCCUGCGCGCCUCGCCUGGAGGAGAAGCUCGGCUCACCGGUCCAGUCCUGCUCCGUCGUGGGAGCCGUUUGUCCCUACUACGUCCAGCGCUACGGAUUUCCCCCAGGGUGCAAAGUGGUGGCCUUUACUGGGGACAACCCAGCGUCGCUGGCAGGCAUGAGGCUGGAGGAAGGUGACAUUGCGGUCAGCCUGGGCACCAGCGACACCCUGUUCCUCUGGCUCCAGGAGCCCAGGCCCGCCCUGGAAGGGCACAUCUUCUGCAACCCAGUUGACUCCCAGCACUACAUGGCGCUUCUCUGCUUUAAAAAUGGCUCCCUGAUGAGAGAGAAGAUCCGUGAUGAGUCAGCUUCCUGUUCCUGGAGUGAGUUCUCCGAGGCGCUGCGGUCCACGGAGAUGGGGAACGGCGGGAAUCUGGGGUUUUAUUUUGACGUAAUGGAGAUCACCCCUGAAAUUAUUGGGCGCCAUAGGUUUAGUGCAGAAAACCGCAAGGUGCCAGCGUUCCCCAGGGAGGUGGAGGUCCGAGCACUGAUCGAAGGGCAGUUCAUGGCCAAGAGGAUUCAUGCCGAGGGCCUGGGCUACCGAGUCAUGCCCAAGACGAAGAUUUUGGCCACUGGAGGGGCAUCUCACAACAGAGAAAUCUUACAGGUACUUGCGGAUGUGUUUGGCGCCCCGGUGUAUGUCAUCGACACUGCCAGCUCUGCCUGCCUGGGCUCUGCCUACCGAGCUUUCCACGGCCUCACAGCUGGAACGGACGUGCCCUUUUCAGAGGUGGUGAAGUUAGCCCCGCCUCCCAGGUUAGCUGCUGCCCCCACCCCGGGAGCUUCUCAGGUGUACGGGGCCCUCCUCGCGCGCUACGCCAGCCUGGAGCAGCGGGUCCUGUCCGAGCUCCGGGGGGCUCCUGCCAGCCCCGCCUGCGACCGGCCCCUGGGCAGCAGGGACCCCCGUCCGUGUUCUGAGUGACUCGCCUGCCCACCUGACGCCCCGCAGUGCCCCCGUCCUGCCCAGGACCCCCGAGCCCGGGCCGUCAUGUACAGGCACUUAAACCAGCAGAGCAGGGGGGCAGCCAUUCCCCAGCCCCCGACCCCAGCACCCCUUCUCCAGCGCUGACUCUGGCCACCCCUUCCCCGACUGUAACCCACAGCCACUCCCGCCCCGAACCGGGACCCCAGCAUCCAUUCUCCCCCCAACCCUGACUCCCUCCUUUCAGUGUCUGAACGGCCCCCCAGGCCCUUCCUGCCCUGCCCCCGCCAUGCUCACUGCCCCUGCCCCUGCGUCAUCUCUUCCUCCUCCCCACGCCCACCUGCUCAGACUCACUACUUCCCACCCAAAGAGUUGGACAGGCCCGGUGACCACGCUUCGUGUCCCUCCCACAGGCUCUCCCCACGGGCGGCCUGACUCCCGGCACCCACACCCCUCAGAGCACCCCCCCCCCAGCAGUACAGGGCAGCCCCUGCCUCCCUCCACCCUUCCUUCAGGAGAAUUUCUCAAGUCCUGGAUUUUGUUGAUUCUAGUUCUGGGCUGUCAUUGAACAUGUUCUGUGUCUUCUGUAUUUCCUAUAAAUUGGUGGUUGGAUCCAGCACAGA
This is a messenger RNA of Hyaena hyaena (striped hyena), 2556 nucleotides long. RefSeq names its product xylulokinase (gene XYLB). Gene Ontology annotation, biological process: xylulose metabolic process; D-xylose metabolic process. The coding region runs from base 416 to 1933 and encodes 505 amino acids. The record is from RefSeq and is a predicted model, not a curated record. Gene Ontology annotation, cellular component: cytosol. Gene Ontology annotation, molecular function: D-xylulokinase activity. The transcript is spliced from 19 exons. NCBI's taxonomy places the organism in Eukaryota, Metazoa, Chordata, Mammalia, Carnivora, Hyaenidae.